AUGGAUGUGAGAGUGUUAGGUUUGAAGAGCCCGGUGGUGCCGACCAUCCACCACCUGAUGAACAUGUCCGACGAGAUGGAGAAGUGCAUGGGUGCGCCCACGCGCGCCUACGUCCAGGACGCCAGGGCCAUGGCCUCUACCCCCGCCGACAUCAAGGAGCUCCCAUCGGCCUACGCCUUCAUCGUAGACAUGCCUGGCAUCAAGCGGGCCGACAUCAAGGUCCAGGUCGAGGACGACCGCGUCCUUGUCAUCGGCGGCGAGCGCACCCGCGACCCCCCUGGGGAGGAAGACGGCGGGAAGUACCUGCGGAUGGAGCGGCGCGUCGGCAAGUCCAUGCGCAAGUUCGCGCUCCCGGACAACGCGAAUGUGGACGCCAUCUCCGCCGUGUGCCAGAACGGCGUGCUUACCGUCACUGUCCAGAAGGUACCGCCGCCGGAGCCCAAGAAGCCUAAGACCAUCGAGAUUAGGGUUUCUUGAGCACUAAUCAAGUCAUCUUUUUCCGCGAUCUGCUAUGGUGUUUUGUUAGCUUGAUUUUGUGGGCUGGGAACCCAAUCUGAGAGUCGACUGUAGAAAUGCUUAGGAUCUCUUAAAAAUAUGUGUAAUUUGACAAAUUGGUACAUGGACAUUUUAGACA
Messenger RNA from Zingiber officinale, 634 nucleotides. Its product is annotated as 17.0 kDa class II heat shock protein-like. NCBI's taxonomy places the organism in Eukaryota, Viridiplantae, Streptophyta, Magnoliopsida, Zingiberales, Zingiberaceae. The transcript has a single exon. Bases 1 to 477 code for a protein of 158 amino acids. Gene Ontology annotation, biological process: protein folding; protein complex oligomerization; response to hydrogen peroxide. The record is from RefSeq and is a predicted model, not a curated record.